AAGAAAAAUAUAAAAAUUUUAUAAUAUUUACAUUCGCACAAAAUUAGGACAGUCCGAGGUGGUAAAAUUAUGAAUUAAAAGCAUAUUUCUCAGAAAAUGGAAUCUUCAAUUAAGGAUAAUGAAGAGGUAGCUUACGUCGAAUUCGAAGAAGAUGUGAACUCUGACCUUAUGUCUUCGGAAGGUUCCCAGAACUAUCCCGAAUCGGCCCUACAGUCUCGGAAUCGCUUCUGCCGGUUGUGUCUCCGGAAGUCGGAAAAUUUUCUGCUUCCGCUAAUGGCAAAAAUGGAGGCAGUUUCGGUCAUGGAAAUGUUGAUUGAUGUCACUGGAUUGGAGAUCGAGUUCAGCCCGCUGUAUCCGACCAAGGUUUGCAGCAACUGUAUGACUAAGCUAGACUUUGCAUAUAACGUUCGGCAAGAAUUUCUUAGCAGCGCUGAACUGUUGCUGAAAAUGGCCGUCGAGAACCGACUUACUAGCUAUUAUGAACAAUUUAAGGAAACCGGUGAGAAGAGGGUUUGCUAUUCGGAUGAAAUUCUGGAGUCGAGUAGAAACAUUCUUGAAUCAAAGAUCAAAGUGGAAGGAAAUAAAAUUGUUCCGGCCCAAGAAGGCCCUAUAAUAGAAACAGUCGAAAACGUGGAGGGUUCAGAUCAUUCUGAUAUCGAGAUGUUGGAUGGAUUGGUAGACGAAGGGUUGUCCGAUCAUGAGCUAGAUAAUGCAUUACCGGCAAACGAAUCUAAAGAAGAAAAACAAGAAAAGUUUGUCUAUUCAUGGAGAGAAUUGGUCAAACCGAAGAAAAUCAAAAAGUCAAAGGUCGAUAUCAAAAACUCAGCAGCGGAUAAAGAAAUCCACGAUCAAUUUCCACCAACAACUUGUUACAUUUGCAAUACUCUUCACGAUACAUUGGAACAGAGGGACGAGCAUUUGAACAGCCACAUCAACAUGGUGCCGCAUCGGUGUGAAACCUGCAGCACCGAACAGGAACAGGUGGUGUCGAAAAGCGUUCUUACGUUGAAUCGUCACCGGUUGAUGCAUUUGUUGCCCCAUAAGUGUGACAAGUGCCAUCGGAGGUUUAUCUCAACUGGCAGUUUGUACGCACAUUCCUGGAAUACUCAUAAAAGCAACCCCGAUGGCAUGACCUGCGAUUAUUGCGGCAAAAUUUUCACCCAAAAGCGAUCUUUUCAGGCUCACGUUCGUCGUCAUCGACAUAAGGCUAAUGGUAGAUAUAAAUGCGACGUUUGUAGCGAAACUUGUGGGUCUAAUUUGCUGUUAGCCCGUCAUAUGAGGAAACAUACCGGCGAGAAAAAUUUCACGUGCCCAUACUGCGAUAAAUCGUUUAGCCGUGCUUGUAAUCUGCUUACUCACAAACGAAUACACACUAACGAAAGAUGUCACAAGUGUUCGGACUGUGGGAGCACUUUUCGGGAUAGCGUAACCCUGCGGAAGCACCAAGAACGUUUCCAUCUCGGCAAGGAACCCAACUUACGGACGGAUCGAAAUCCGUUUUUAAUAGAUGAACAUGGUCGAAAGCUGUAUAUCUGCAAAGAAGAUGAUUGCGAUUACAGGACCUAUAAUGGCACAGCUAUAUCGAGACAUAAGGCACGACACACCAAACGGUACGUGUGUUCCGAUUGUGGAAAACGGUUUGCCGAACCGAAUCUCGUUCGAAGGCAUCAGGCGUCGAUGCACAGUGGAAAAGUUCGAAGCAAGAAAGCGGCAACAAAUGUCAUCAGCACAUCCAUCGAAACGGAAUGUGCCAUGGGGAUUCCGGCCGAGGUGGACGAACUUAUUGCCGAUUAUGGCUUCGAAUCAACCGAUGCUCAAGCUUACGCGAUAGAAGUGAUGGCCAAUAUUGAGGAGAUCAUUGACGUAGUUUGAACUACUUUCUGAUGAUAUUAGGUGAAAUUUUAAUAGACGGAAUAAACAAUGCAUGCUUGAA
Uranotaenia lowii is the source of this 1933-nucleotide messenger RNA. Its product is annotated as zinc finger protein 678-like. The record is from RefSeq and is a predicted model, not a curated record. The transcript is spliced from 3 exons. NCBI's taxonomy places the organism in Eukaryota, Metazoa, Arthropoda, Insecta, Diptera, Culicidae. The coding region runs from base 97 to 1872 and encodes 591 amino acids. Gene Ontology annotation, cellular component: nucleus. Gene Ontology annotation, biological process: regulation of transcription by RNA polymerase II. Gene Ontology annotation, molecular function: DNA-binding transcription factor activity, RNA polymerase II-specific; RNA polymerase II cis-regulatory region sequence-specific DNA binding; zinc ion binding.